AUGUUCUGCCAACAUGUUGUUGCAUGUUGCAAACAUGUCGCCAACGUUGCGAAUAUGGACGAUACGUCUGACUGUCAUAUGGUCUCCAAAAUAGGAUACCUAAUUAUAGGGGAGAUUCUCGUCAAUGUCAUCUUAUUUCAUUAUUAUUCUCGGCAUAAUUGUGUCACUCACUGGCAGCGGCAGUCUUGCGUGGCUGAAUUAAUCAGAAGUGUUCCAACAUCAGAUGAAUUGGUAGCAGAAGAAGAAGGCGAGUACGAUCCAACCUAUCUUUCAAAGUUCUGCAAUGUAUGCAGUCGCGAAGCACCGAUCAGAAGUCAUCACUGUCCGAUCUGCAAUAUAUGUGUUUUGCGAAAAGACCACCAUUGUUUCAUAACUGGUGCAUGCGUUGGACUAGGAAAUCAGCGUUAUUUCAUCAUGUUUUUAUUCUGGGUUGGUGUGGGUUUAUUACUUGGAGCACGAUACAUCGCUAUUUACCUGUACGAAACCUCUUCGGCUGGCUUUCCUCUUGGAUUUUUGUACUGUAUUGGACCGAUAGCUGUUGUUCGAUGGUUUGCCGGGUACAGCACGUUUUUGCACGUUUCUAUAUGCACUUUAUUCGCCUUCACUCUUGCGAGCCUCGUAACUGCUUGGGGAUAUUUUGGACUCGAGAUUUAUUACACUUGUUGUGGUUAUACCAUGUACGAGUAUCACAGCAGUAUACGCGACGCGUUCGAUGGUGAUGGCGCCAAUAUCGGAGAAAGAUUUCGUCUUAUUUUUGGCCGCUACUGGAUACUUAAUUUCUUUUUUCCUCAAUUUUGGAACGCUCAGAUUUUAACCACCCAGAUAGCGACCAAUCUAUUUCGUGUGAGGAGCAAACAACUCUAGCUAUCUGUAUACUGACAGUUAUUCCAUCAAAUUUUGCCAUUAGUUUCCGAUCUCAAAUAUGACUCUGAUAUGCGUAUGACUUUAAUGCUUUUGUUCAUACGGGUAUUGUUCCUAGUGCAAUGAAUUUACUUUUUUGUUUGAAUUUGCUCUUGUUGUUGUCCAUAAUUCUACUAUGUCGCGGCCGAUUGAGUGGCUUCAUGCUGCCGAUCCAUAAAACAUUGUCAACUUUGGAAGGUAGUGAGAGUGCUGCAAUGUGCUCCAGAGUGCCAUUACGAGUAGGUCUGAUGCAGAAGAAUCUGCAAGUCCAAGAAAUGCUGCAUUUCUAUUUAGAUUUUACAGUAGCUCCAACUUCAUUCAGUAAUAACCCUGACCUUCGCAU
This is a messenger RNA of Cylicocyclus nassatus, 1243 nucleotides long. The record is from the annotation of a GenBank genome assembly. Lineage: Eukaryota; Metazoa; Nematoda; Chromadorea; Rhabditida; Strongylidae.